CAAGCUGCUGUCGGCAAGCGCUCUUAUCAUAAAUUGCGAGCCAUCUAAACUUGAGCUCAUACCUCCACACAGCUAGUACAAGCAUGCUUCUUCGUGCCCAGCAAACCAAGGCUUUCCGGCCCGUGCAGUCUAAGCGCGAGGCUGUGAGGGUCCAUGCUGCGAAGCGGGAUGGCGUGGAUGUAAAGUCUGGCUUGAUGGCUGCCGUCGCGGCCGCGGCUCUGCUGGUUGGCAGCCCCAGCGUCAACGCCGCCACCAUGGCCGAGGCGGCUGCCGAGCGCGAGCAGCUGAUUAACAGUGAGAAGCAGCAACUGGAGUACAUCCUGGCGCAGCAGGAGAUCGCGCGGCGGGCGGCGCUGCUGGCGCAGCGCAAGGCUGUGGAGGCGCAGGUGACCAGCGUGGAGAACCAGCUGCAGCAGAAGCUGACGGAGCAGCGUGCCAACGCCCUGGCGGCGGAGAAGCAGGGGGACAAGCAGCUGGCUGACAGCUUCAAGGCCAACACCGCGCAGCUGGAGGAGAAGGCGGCUCAGGUGCAGAAGGCCGCCGCCCAGAUCGAGAGCCGUCUGGACCGGGUGGAGAUGCUGCAGAAGGCCAAGGCCGUGGCGGAGCGGCAGCAGGUGCAGCGCGCGGCUCAGGACGCCACCGAUGACGUCAAUGUGGUCCUAGACAAGUGGAUUGAGAGCAUCAGCAACCUGAAGUAAGCUCUACUGUUGAAUGACAACUUCAUGUACGGGAGUCAUGCCGAGGAUUUUGCGGGCCGGACGCUUGGCGGCUUGUCGGGGGGGGGGGGGGGCGGAGAGCCUGGGAGGGGUUUGGUUUGGGGGAGGGUCGUGUCACCGAAGAGCGUGCAACAGCCGCUGUUGGCUGGUAUGCGCCUCAA
Molecule: messenger RNA, 877 nt
Organism: Chlamydomonas reinhardtii
Lineage: Eukaryota; Viridiplantae; Chlorophyta; Chlorophyceae; Chlamydomonadales; Chlamydomonadaceae
Exons: 8
Coding region: 84-698 (204 amino acids)
Source: RefSeq, a predicted model, not a curated record